Syngnathoides biaculeatus (alligator pipefish) is the source of this 2959-nucleotide messenger RNA. It is a transcript of the gene rhof, whose product is annotated as ras homolog family member F. The transcript has 7 exons. The record is from RefSeq and is a predicted model, not a curated record. Bases 552 to 1349 code for a protein of 265 amino acids. Gene Ontology annotation, molecular function: GTP binding; GTPase activity. Gene Ontology annotation, biological process: small GTPase-mediated signal transduction; cell migration. NCBI's taxonomy places the organism in Eukaryota, Metazoa, Chordata, Actinopteri, Syngnathiformes, Syngnathidae.
GCUCUGUCAAAAUAAGCCCAAAGAGAUCAUGAGUGCUUCUUGCCAUUGUCUCCCAGGCUGCGAAUAAAGCAUCUCCGACCAUCAAUUGUUGGGGCAAAAUGCAAACCAUCGCUCUCUCUCUCUCUCUCCUUCAAGACAGGGCGCGGACGUACACCGUCGAGGUGAAUUUGGCCAAAAGAAUCGACGAAAGAUGGAAAUAAAAGAUGGCGACGGCGAGGUCUCUCCGACUCUCCCGAAGCGGAAGGCGCGGCGGUAAUCCGAGAGCUGUGGCGGGGGUUGCCUUGGCAACGCCUGGCCAUAUUAGGUCAUGGGAAGUCUGCAGCUGUUGUCUGCUUGACUGAGAUGGAAAUUGAAAAUAACGUCGACGGAUGCCAUAAAAAUCCCAGUUUAAAAAAAAAAACAAAAAAACAGAAUACUUGUGCUCGUUUGACGCGUCUGGAGAUCGGAGACGACACAAAGGUAGUCUAUCGCGUUUGUGUGUCUUGACGAGCGCGUGUGAAGAGGGGCCUGCUUGUCCUGCUCGCCAUGUUUAUUUUGGGCAUUCCGCCAUUAUGCAGGUCACGGGAACGUUCUUCCCCUCCCCCUCCAUCGAGCCUGUCUCGCCAUGGAACCCCACGCAGUCAAGAAGAAGCGUGUGGAGGAUGACGCAAAAUAAAGAUGCCGGCGGCGGGAACGGCAACGCUCCGGCGGACGUGCAGCUCAAGAUCGUCGUCGUGGGGGACGGAGGCUGCGGGAAAACCUCUCUCCUCAUGGUGUACGCCAAAGAUUACUUCCCAGAGAAAUAUGCCCCGACCGUGUUUGAAAAAUUCACCACCUCUGUGGUCCUCAAAGGAAAAGAAGUCAAGCUCAACGUGUACGACACAGCAGGCCAGGAGGACUACGACAGGUUGCGGCCGCUUUCGUACCAGGAGGCUCAUCUGAUUCUGCUCUGCUUUGAUGUGACCAACCCCACCAGUUUUGACAAUGUGACCAUAAAGUGGCACCCGGAGGUGAAGCACUUCUGUCCGGACGUGCCGGUCAUCCUGAUUGGCUGCAAGACGGACCUGAGGAAGGACAAAGAGUGCACCAGGAAGCUGAAGACUCUCAACCAGGCUCCCGUCACUUACACACAAGUGAGAGGGGGCGAGGGGCGUGGCCGCCCAGCAGAGGACCAACGCCGAGCUCUACCUGGAAUGUUCGGCCAAGUUCCAGGAGAACGUGGACGACGUCUUCAGCGAGGCGGCCAAGACGGCUUUGGCCUUCCGUCGCAAGCGAAAACAUUACAAGAAGAAGCGACAUUGCGCCAUUGUGUGACGCCCGCCAGCGCUUCCGUUGAGUCAGAUAUGGCAAAAAACGGUUGCGAUAUCUGACUGACGUCGACACACGAACGAGAAACUUUUCAAGCCGCCAGUCCAAAUGGGCUUUUUGUGACAACAAGAAGAACCAAAAGUAAACAAGUGGCCAUUCAAUUCCACUAUCUGGAAAGCAACAUCUUAGAAACAAAAACAUUUUGGACUUUUUUUUUUUUUUAGCUAAACUCAGAUAUCCUGAAUUUUAUGGCGUCUUUAUUUUUCUUUUUUUACAUCAGGUUGAAAAAAAAAAAGUGUAAAUUAUAUCCAUUUUCUAUUGUUUUUGUGUCUGUGUGUGUGUAAAUGAACGUGGAGUCGGACCAAUUAUGUCCACACGGCCAGAAAGAUUCAGAACCACACUGAGUUCAACUUUUGGACUGUGAAUGACAUUUUACAAAAUAAUAAUAAUUUAAAAAAAAAAAAGGCCACAGAGCCAAAUCGGAAAUUAUGUAGGAGCUUAGUCAAAAGUUUUAUAUAUAUAUAUAUAUUUAACUUUUUUAUGAUAUGGAAUCUUUCUCACCAUUCUGAUAACUAUGAAAAUCAAAAAUGAAAAAAGUACUGAGUAGGUUCUUUAUGCCAUUUUGAGCUGCUGUAUACAAAUAGCAAUUGAUUGAACUCAGCCUGGGUAUCAAUCAUUUUACAGUCAACUAAAAUACAGUUUCAGGUAAACUGAUGAAGAAUAUUUCAAAGUCAAAAUCAAUCCAUUGAACUUAUGAAGUUUGCUACUUACCCGUUUACAAAUUCGUAAGUCGGAAGGUCAACGUCGCAGGGUGGACCUGCAACAGCGCCCCCUAGUGUGACAAAACAACGCCAGCGCCGCUCACGGGGGCCCACAUUCGAACGCAGAACCUCAAACUGAGAGCCUGAUCUACUUCCACUGCUUCCUAACUUCUAUCGUGUUUACAUUUUUUAAAUUAUGUAUACAUAGUCUGUUUUUUUUUAUCCCACAGUUAUCAAGAAAAGUGAGGAAAAUGAAGCCACGUUCGCGACAUUCAUCUCAAUAAAAACACGUGGAUCCUUGAACUGACUUUAAUUGAUAGAAAUAUUCAAUUGCUAUUAAGAAAACUGUUCCCAUCCGUUCCUCGUUCUACGUGACAAUGUUUACAGUACUGAUGGAAGAAAAAAAACAUGUACAUUUAUAUUUGUGCAACAUGACCUCAUAACGCAGACAUUCACGUGGUGAAAGAAACCUUGAAGAACUAAAACACAUGAAAGUCGAUUCAUCUAACGUGCUAACAACGUAAAAGUUGCGAAGUUGACGUAUGCGGCGCCGAUUUCGAGUUGGACAUUUCAGAACGUUUGGAUCACAGUACAGUGAACGCACGCCAAAAGUUGACAUUUGCCUAUAAAUGCUACCGGGUGGUCGCAAAGCACUACUUUGGAGUGAGCGGAGCUCCUCAACUCACUCCCGCACAGCGAGCCCUCGCUCGGUCCAUUUUGGACUUCAGCCACUAGGGGGCGGCAGUACAUUUCACAACAUCCGCCCACCAAUUUGUGGUGUCUUCUACUCGCAUUUCCACUUUGAUCUGUUCAGAUAAUUUGUCCAAUUUUAUUUAUUCAAAUUGUCGGUCAGACGAGACGCAGUGAGUGUCGAGAAGAAGCAGCAGACGAAUUUAAGUUGAAAAACACAA